UUAAGUGUUAUGGUUGUCUUUUUACACACUUUUUUAAGCGUAUAGGGAGAAGUCAGUCUUCCACGUGCUCCUGGGGACUCUCUCCCUCUCUCCCUCUAUCUCUCUCCACAACUUCAAUGCCAUCAUAUAAUUAUUUUCUCCCACUCAAUUACACCCUCUGACCAUCUCUGCUUACUCCUUUUCUCUGUUUUGUUUGCUUCCCCCUCUCAAACCCCAUCUCUCCCAAGCACAGAAAACCAGAGAACAAAUACCCAUUAUUCUCCACCAAAAAUAAUGCAAAAAUAUCAAACACCCCAUCUCUAGUUGAGCACAAAGAUUUGGUUUUGGUUACAAGCUUGAUGAUGAUGAUGAUGGAAGGCAUCAAGGGAGGAGGAGGAGGGAGGGUGAAUGGCGUGGGGGGCCAUCAUGAUCAAGUUCAAGAUCAAGACAUGGGAGAUGGGAUGCAGUGCAGUGACCAUCCAUACAGAAACAACCCAGGAGGGAUCUGUGCUUUCUGCCUCCAAGAGAAGCUUGGGAAGCUUGUGUCUUCCUCUUUCCCUCUCCCCAUUCAUGCUUCAGCCUCCCCUUCUUCCUCCCCUUCUUUUAGAUCUGACACUGUCAAUGUUGGUGUUGCUCAUAAUGGCAAUGGUGUUGCUGCUGGUCCUUCUUCCUCUGCUGCCUCUCUCUCACUCUCCCUCUCAGUCCACCCAGCCUCAGCUUCUGCAAAACCUAGAAGCAAUAUUGGUAACAGUUAUCGUCAUGAAGAUGACUUCUACAGCACAAGGAGAGCCAGGAUUUCGUUUCUCUUGGCGAAGAAGAAGAAGAAAGUGAGCACUGCUACUUCUAAUGCUGCGUCUUCCGAUCGAGCGGCGGCUGAUGUUGUGUUCAAAAGAAGCAAAUCGACCACAACCCCAAGAAGAGCCCACCAUUUCCUGGAUGGUUCUGAGGACUUCAGCCCCAGAAAGAGAGGUGGGUUUUGGUCGUUUCUCUAUCACUCUUCCGCCAAGUCCUCCUCAUCAAACAGUUUGAACAAGAAAGCAAUCGAAAAGUCCAAGAUCUCGUCCUCUUCUUCCUUCACAUCGUCAGCGGCGCAGAAAGAUUCCAAAUGCUUGGGGUCGUCCUCUCAAAGGAAUAAAAGCGAACACCUUGCGGUCGAGGCAGUAGCUGCAGCAGACGACGACAGCGCUAGCCCCAACAGCAGCCAAGCCACUGCUGCCUCGGGCUCCUCGUUCGAGCGCAAGGUCUCGAGAUCCAGAUCCGUCGGGUGCGGCAGCAGAAGCUUCUCCGGCGACUUCUUCGAGCGGAUCUCAACUGGGUUCGGCGACUGCACUCUCAGAAGGGUCGAGUCUCAGAGAGAAGGCAAGCCGAAAGCCAGCGUCCACCGUCAGGGCGAGCACAACAACAGCCACUGCAUGAAAGAGCGAGUGAAAUGUGGUGGGAUUUUCAGUGGGUUCAUGAUGACAUCAUCAUCUUCAUCUUCAUCGUCUUCCUCUUAUUGGGUUUCGUCUUCUGCAGAUGGACAGCUCGUCCAUGGGCGCAGCAGGAGCUGGGGCUGGGCUUUUGCUAGCCCCAUGAGAGCCUUCACCAAGCCUUCUUCUUCUUCGAAAGAUGGGAAGAGAGAUAUAGUUAGGCAAGCUUCAGAUAAGAACACCACCCCCAACCUGAAUGCCAUUCCUUCCUUGCUAUCAGUCAGAGGUUGAUCUUCAUCACCAUUUUCAUCAUACACAUUAUUAAACUCUGUUAAUUAAUUAAAUUACUUAAAUUACCCACCUGUUUAUUAUUAAUUACUCUACUAGUCCCUGUGUUUAUUUAUCUUAAUUUGGUGGUCUGCAAUUCCAUUA
Molecule: messenger RNA, 1820 nt
Organism: Prunus avium (sweet cherry)
Lineage: Eukaryota; Viridiplantae; Streptophyta; Magnoliopsida; Rosales; Rosaceae
Source: RefSeq, a predicted model, not a curated record